Messenger RNA from Parastagonospora nodorum SN15, 1068 nucleotides. RefSeq lists its product as hypothetical. Gene Ontology annotation, molecular function: protein binding. NCBI's taxonomy places the organism in Eukaryota, Fungi, Ascomycota, Dothideomycetes, Pleosporales, Phaeosphaeriaceae. Bases 1 to 1068 code for a protein of 355 amino acids. The record is from RefSeq and is a predicted model, not a curated record. The transcript is spliced from 3 exons.
AUGCUGUUCGCAGCCUCGGCAAACUCGCUACUUCACCACCUCAUCAAUUCCAAAAAGUACCUCUUCAGCAGUCGCCCAGAGAAUGCAACGUUGACACGCUACUCCAUCGGAGUCGACUAUGGGCUGCUCGAUGAAGGCACAGUCGAUAUUCCUGCGGCUUGCAACACAACCGCAUUUGCAAGUAUGCGCUUGACUUCUGUGGCCCAGAAUUUUGGCAUUUGGGGUUCGGCUAGCACAGGAGCCUGCAGUGUGUUGUUUGCCCUGAGUACGGAUGGCUACACACAGUUGCGAUCGAAAGAGAUAGCCGGAGAUGUCCACUCGCUCGCGUGGGGAGCCAACGGGAGGAGCCUACAUGCACUCGACUCGCAUGCUUCUUCGACGACCGCAACAUCAAUUGCCAACUACCGGAUAACCGAAGACCCAAGCCUUGAAGAUGUACUCGCGACAGACGUUCUCGCUAAUGUGUCCGAUGCUUCACAAGUCGCGUUUCACCCAAGGGGCAACCGAUUCUACGUUGUAACGAAAGCUACGAACGAACUCAUAUCAGCAGAGUUGCAGGAAACCACGAAUACGACCAAGCUUCCGCUACCACCUUCGCGCUAUAGACUGCUUCCAUCGUCGCUUGAUGCGAGUCAGUUCCGUACAUCUUCACUCACGAUCACUGCGUCGAAGGAUACGCUUUGGACUCUGUCCCAAUCGACCAGGCAAGCUGUCGUUACCGUGUUCUCACUGAAUACAACGACAGGUGAGGUUAUCGAUGCUGUCGCAAGAGCGAGCUGGGCCGGCGCUGGAGAGGGUCAAAUUACAGCGGCCCCAUUCAGCAGCGGCAACGUGGUUGCUGUCACAAGUUCUCCUACUGGGUAUGUUACGCUUCUGGGUCUCGAUCGAGGGCUUGUAGAGAAUUCUAAGAGCAGCGAGAGCUUUGUUGGACACGAGUGGUUAAUGCGGAUGGACCUUGAAGUUGACAAUCAGGCGACAGCGGGCUCUGCUACCCCGAAGAUCAAAAGUUACGGUCGCACUGCACUCGAUGAGUUCAUCUCGAUGGGCGAAAGCGUUUGGGUUGACUAG